Jatropha curcas is the source of this 1306-nucleotide messenger RNA. Its product is annotated as ethylene-responsive transcription factor ERF071. NCBI's taxonomy places the organism in Eukaryota, Viridiplantae, Streptophyta, Magnoliopsida, Malpighiales, Euphorbiaceae. Gene Ontology annotation, molecular function: DNA-binding transcription factor activity; DNA binding. The record is from RefSeq and is a predicted model, not a curated record. Gene Ontology annotation, biological process: regulation of DNA-templated transcription; ethylene-activated signaling pathway.
CCCCCUCGUCUCUUUCAUUUUUACUUACAAGUUACAAAUUCUUCACACUUCUCCUUAAACCCUGUUAUUAUAUCAACACCUUAAGCAUUUUCUGUACUCUAACCCAAGAUUACUUAGCUUUGGUAAAGAUGUGUGGCGGUGCUAUUAUAGCUGAUCUCAUCCCUCGCAACCGUGGCCGUGGCGUCUCCUCUUCUGACCUCUGGCCUGAAUCCGCCUUCUCUAAACUCAAUCCCUUCCAGUCUUAUCCGAGCUCAUUCGGCAACCAUGAUUCGUUCACUCUUAAAAGAUCCCAACCUGCUUCAGGUGAUAGGCAAGUAGAGAAGACACCUAAAAAAAGGCAAAGGAAGAACUUGUACAGAGGUAUAAGACAACGACCCUGGGGCAAAUGGGCAGCUGAAAUUCGUGAUCCAAGAAAGGGAGUCCGUGUUUGGCUUGGGACUUUCAACACUGCCGAAGAAGCUGCGAGAGCUUACGAUAGAGAAGCGCGUAAAAUUCGAGGCAAGAAAGCCAAAGUCAAUUUCCCUAAUGAGGAUGAUUCCUACACCAUUUCUCAAAAUCACCUUAACGGACAUAAUCAUAGAAACAAUCCUCCUUUUUAUCAGCCUCUCACUUGUAAUUUCAACAACACUCCCAAAAGUUAUGAUUUUGGGUUCGGUUACGAUUUAAACCAUAUUGGAUCUUAUAAUUCAAAUGGUAUGAACACCGAACCUGUUAUCGUUUCUGGCGAAGAGAUUUCUGGGUCUGGUUCAGAGGAGGAAGCCUACUCACUGAUAGGCAAUAAUUACAUGGGCGAAGUAAAAGUUAAACAGGAAGAAGAGAAAAUGGAAGUGGAGAAAGUGAAAAACAGAGAGGUAGUGAUAGUGGACUUAGAAUCAGAGCAGCAAGAGAGCGAGCUGCAGAAAUUAUCAGAGGAACUAAUGGCUUAUGAGAAUUACAUGAAAUUUUAUCAGAUUCCUUAUCUGGAUGGGCAGUCAACGGCACCGAAUACGGCUCCUCAGGAAAGCGUUGUUGGAAAUCUCUGGAACUUCGACGAUGAUAGUGUUGCUGCUCCGGUAACGUCUUCUGCUCUCUAACAAAGGAGAUCGGCGAUCGUUUUUGGUUUUGUUAUGUUGUUAAAUUUAUUGUAUUUUGGUGGGGCUGGGAAUAUGUAAUUAUGGGAAAUUAUGAUUUUUUGCGUUAUGCUUUUCAUAUUGUUUGUGAUGCGUAAAUUUUAUUUUAUGUUUUAAUGUCUAAACAAUUGUAUUUAUGUAAGCCUCUUUGAAAUUCUUCCAAUAAUAAUCAAACUGAUCGAUUCAGUAAAAAAAAA